Parastagonospora nodorum SN15 is the source of this 681-nucleotide messenger RNA. RefSeq lists its product as hypothetical. NCBI's taxonomy places the organism in Eukaryota, Fungi, Ascomycota, Dothideomycetes, Pleosporales, Phaeosphaeriaceae. Bases 1 to 681 code for a protein of 226 amino acids. The record is from RefSeq and is a predicted model, not a curated record. The transcript is spliced from 3 exons.
AUGGCGCAAUCACGUAAAAACUUGCCAGAAGUAAAUGAGCAAUAUCAGACGCUCCCACCCACUCACGGCACCUUUCCGACGGAGCUGGUCGAUAACGCUCGAUUGACCAGGCUUAUGGAGCCGCCCAAUUAUUCAACUUGCACCAAUAUUCCAGCAUUCGACGGCAUGACGUAUGCUUUUCCCAGUCUUGAAGCCAAUGACAAGCUCAGGAGACGCUCCCGGCUUCGCGCCGUCCCUCGCUCGUUCCUGCAUCUGGGUCGUCCACUCAAACAUUCUGAUUUGAAAGAGCGGAAAGACAAAGCCUGCUAUCGCAUGCUGAUGUCGCACGCGCACCCAACAUCCUGUGCUGAGAUCGAGAUCGAGAUUUGGAAGAGUGAGCUACCUUCAUCUCGCGCAGAGCUGGCAAUGGAGCCUCGUCUAUACCAUCGGCACUUAGACGCGGCACCUCUCCUCCACUCGCUCAGUCCCCACCCCGUAUCAAAACCCCAUAUCCAAAUCCGCAUCUCUAGCCGCCAUACCAUUCCAAUAGCGUAUGGCCAGCCACAUCAAGUUACCCGCACUCCGCCAGCCACACCUGCGCACGACGCCGAUAUUUUCCCGCACAAAGGCCCUCAAUCAUACCUAACUGUAACGUACCAAGCUAACAAAACCUCGCUAUCCCUCGCCUCGAUACGAAGCUGA